Molecule: messenger RNA, 740 nt
Organism: Vicia villosa (hairy vetch)
Lineage: Eukaryota; Viridiplantae; Streptophyta; Magnoliopsida; Fabales; Fabaceae
Product: 10 kDa chaperonin, mitochondrial-like
Exons: 3
Coding region: 82-375 (97 amino acids)
Cellular component (GO): mitochondrial matrix
Molecular function (GO): ATP binding; metal ion binding; protein-folding chaperone binding
Source: RefSeq, a predicted model, not a curated record
CCCUAGCAAGCGAUCUUAAUUCAGAACAUUGCACUCUUCUUCGUUUUCGACCCCCGUAUUCCGUUGCUUGCUACAAUCCCAAUGGCGAAGCGAUUGAUUCCACUCUUCAAUCGUGUUUUGGUUGAGAAAAUCGUUCCUCCAUCAAAAACCAGCGCUGGUAUCUUGUUACCUGAGAAAUCCUCCAAGCUGAAUUCUGGAAAAGUUGUUGCUGUUGGCCCUGGCAUUCAUGGGAAGGAUGGGAAACUUCUUCCUGUUGCUGUAAAAGAAGGUGACACUGUUCUUUUGCCCGAAUAUGGAGGAACUGAGGUGAAGCUUGAUCACAAAGAGUAUUAUCUGUAUAGAGAUGACGAUAUAUUGGGAACACUUCACGAUUGAUGUCAAUUGGGAACACUGCAUGAUUGAUGUCAAAGUCAUCGGCGUAUUUGAGUCCUGUUGUAGCAAUUUAUAUGCUAAGUGUCCUGUUAUAUACAUUUGAGUUGUUUAGUACUGUUAUGAUUUCUAUGUAUAAUGUCUACAAUAUACAUUUUGUUAUGAUGCAAAACAAUUCUUUUAAAUUUGGGCCAACAAUCUAGGGGGUAUUGGCCCCAACUUGCAACCCAGUUAUGUGUGCUUCCAUGUCUAGUAGGACUUAAAGUGUGUUCUGGUUGUGUUAUCCAACAACAUUCAUUAUUUUUUUAAGAGGGUAAACUAGCUAAAGCAUGUAAGGAUAAUUAUAUCUAAUUUCCUUCUGAUUCAUUGCC